AUCAGAAAAUACAAGAACUUCUUACAUUUGUCACCGUAGAUCCAGAUUUUUAACGAUGAGUUUCGUCAACAAAGUCGUGAUUAUAACCGGAGCUAGUUCUGGAAUUGGGGCAGCUACAGCCAUCCUUUUUUCUCAAGAAGGUGCGAACGUAGUUCUUGUGGGAAGGAACGAGAUCAAGCUAGCUAGUGUAGCUAGGAAAUGCGAGAACCCGCUUAUUAUUAAAGCAGAUGUAACUGACAUGGAUGACGCGAAGAGAAUGAUCGCGGAAACAAUCGACACUCACGGGAAAAUAGACGUACUUGUAAACAAUGCGGGCAUUGUGAGAUACGAGAGCAUAUUAGACGAGAACGUUCUAGAAACAUUCGAUGCUUUAAUCGAUACUAACUUACGAGCCCUGUUUAACAUCACACGUUUAGCUGUACCGUACCUUAUUGAAACUAAAGGGAAUAUUGUAAACAUAUCAAGUAUUGCCGGAAAAAUUGUUCCUGAUUCAAGAUUGGUUGCUUACGGCAUUUCAAAAGCUGGAGUCGAUAACUUUACUAAGGGACUCGCUUUGGAACUUUCGAAAUAUGGCGUGAGGGUCAACGCUAUAAGUCCUGGGCCGGUGAAAACUGAUAUUUUGGAAAAUGCUGGUGAUGAAACUCCUUGGGAAUGUUUUAGUGCAGCUAUGCCUUUGGGUAAGGUGGGUGAACCUGAUGAUAUAGGGCAUCUGGUGCUGUUCUUGGCGAGUGAUAAGGCUUGCAGUAUUACUGGUGUUGAUUAUGUUUGUGAUAAUGGGGUUAUGUUGAAGUAA
Messenger RNA from Helicoverpa armigera (cotton bollworm), 793 nucleotides. RefSeq names its product 3-oxoacyl-[acyl-carrier-protein] reductase FabG-like. The coding region runs from base 56 to 793 and encodes 245 amino acids. The record is from RefSeq and is a predicted model, not a curated record. NCBI's taxonomy places the organism in Eukaryota, Metazoa, Arthropoda, Insecta, Lepidoptera, Noctuidae. The transcript has a single exon. Gene Ontology annotation, molecular function: oxidoreductase activity.